This is a messenger RNA of Botrytis fragariae, 375 nucleotides long. RefSeq lists its product as uncharacterized. Lineage: Eukaryota; Fungi; Ascomycota; Leotiomycetes; Helotiales; Sclerotiniaceae. The transcript has 3 exons. The record is from RefSeq and is a predicted model, not a curated record. Bases 1 to 375 code for a protein of 124 amino acids.
AUGGGCAAUUAUCAGUCUUCAAGGAGUUUGUGCGGCAAGACUGGUACCGCAGACGCAAUUUGGAAUUGCCAUGGGUUCCGUCAUGUCGUUUCUCUCAAUCGUCGGGCUUGUGGGCUCACCUAUAAAUGGAAAGAUUCUCGAUGUUUGAGGUUACCUUGGAAUGUCGCUGUUUUCCGGACUGAUGAUGCUUUUAGGAGGAUUGGUAUUUCUAGCCGCACGAAUACAGCUCAACAGCCAAUUACUGGCGAAGGCCUAGGUCGAAGAUAUAAUUCCAUGCAUAAUCUCUACCUUCAAAGAUGUCCAGUUCUCCAUGUUCGUGCAGGGGUUACCGUCCAAAAUAUUUCCAAAUUAUUAUAUCAUAUGCCCGCACUGUGA